UACGGGUAUUCCACAGGAACUGUGUCUGAGAAAAAUAUAUAUGCUGAUAUCCGUGCCGUAUACGAAUACAUACAUCGAACUCGACCAAAUAAAAAGAUUGUCUUGCUUGGAUACAGCAUCGGCACUACAGCAGUGAUUGAUCUAGCGGCUUCGCAUCCGGAAGGUGUUAGUGGGCGUUGUUCUGGUAGCACCGUUCACGAGCGGCUUGCGAUUGCUGGGCAAUCACCCGAGAAAAGAGAAAACACCCCCUUCACUGUCCGUACUUCGAGUGGUCAUCAUUUGAUUGCUGUGAGAUGUCCUCCAAGUCGCCCAUCCUAUUCAUUACGUAUGAGGAAACAAGUUGUAAUCUUCACGCAGCCAAACUCGUCAGAUCUCGGAAGUUUCCUACAACCACGAUAUGUAAAUCUGCCGCAGUUUGCCGAAAUAUUUGAGAUGGACGUCUACGGUUUUGAUUAUUCGGGCAAAGCCGAUCCCAUUUAUUCGAAGACAAAGGGUAAUGCAUGGCUAAGUUACGGCGGAGGAGUGCGCCUUGCCACGGCAGGGCGCUUGCUAGUGUCAGGCCACCUGUGCGGUUUGUGUUGCUAUAUUGGAUGUCCACCCAUCCCGGAAAGCAUUGCUCGAAAAUUGGCAUUUCACCCACCGAAGAAAGGCGUGUCGUAUACUGUACAUCUCACAGCGAAUCCUGACAAGACAAUCAAAGGAGCUGAUGAGUUGGAAGGUCGGGAUUUUAUCAUCACUCCCACGCCUUUGGAACUAACUACGGUAUUUGACUACGAGAGGUUGCUGACCAGGAUUAAGGAGCAUUUCCUGCUGUACCGUACAGCGCAAGACAAAUGUCUCCUCCGACUACAUCCAAAGAAUGCGCCGCGCACCCCGAUUCCAUCCAAGAAUCCAAAUACCAGCGUGCUGAAGCCAAAUAAGUACCAGCACCCAGCUGGAGUG
Ostertagia ostertagi is the source of this 942-nucleotide messenger RNA. The record is from the annotation of a GenBank genome assembly. Lineage: Eukaryota; Metazoa; Nematoda; Chromadorea; Rhabditida; Trichostrongylidae.